Molecule: messenger RNA, 1539 nt
Organism: Dentiscutata erythropus
Lineage: Eukaryota; Fungi; Glomeromycota; Glomeromycetes; Diversisporales; Gigasporaceae
Source: the annotation of a GenBank genome assembly
AUGAAGUUUUUACGAUACUGCUUGGUAGCUUUAAUACUAAUAGGAUCGAGUCUUGUUCAAGGAACCGAAGGAGCCGGCCAAUGCUAUUUAGGUUUUAAAAAUAAAACAGUUGUUUGUUCCAAUUAUAUAACAAAUUCAGAUUAUAUAUAUUUUGAUGGGUCGAAUACGGAUCAUUCAUUGAGCCUUCUUAAGGUAGCUCAAGGUCUUUCUACAUUGAAAUUAAAUGAACAGACUCAACGAUGCGUUGACGCAUUUUCGAGUUAUGCAUGCGCUAUAACGUACCCAAAAUGUGUAAAAGGUCAAGAAGAAUUACAACCAAUAUGUACAUCAACAUGUACAAAUGCUAUAAGUUCGUGUACCUAUUUGACAGAUCCGAUAGUCCUAAAUUAUAUAAUAAGUUCACCACUAUUUCCAACGAAUGCAAGCUGUUCGGCAGGAUACAUCUCCACUACCACGACAAAUUUAACUAUCAAAUCUGAUCAAUGCAACUUGGAAUCAAAAUUAUCUUCAUCUGCUACGUGUUUCCCACCACUAGUAGAAGACUUUGUAAACUCUUUUGACAAAUCGAAGUCAAUAAGUACCACAUAUUGUUCAAACGGAUGUUGUCUUCCUUGCCCUCAAUCUUAUUUCUUGUAUCCUGAAGGAUAUUUGGAAAAAGGUUUCCUUGCAACACAAAUCGUUAGAGCCAUAUCUGCUAUUACUUCGUUCAUAAUGGUUAUAUCUUAUUUGGUAUUACCCGGAAAAAGAUCCCAUCCGAGUAGUCUAAUAUUGUUUGCAUCAAUAGCAAUUUUCCUAUAUUCUUCAAGCGUAUUUUUCUCUCUUGGAAAUCCAAACGCGAUUCAAUGCACGAACGAUGUAGAACCUAGUACUCAAGAUAAUAAUGCAUUAUGUAGUUUUCAAGGAAUAAUAAUCGUAAAUCUUCACAUUCAUACUGUCUGGAAUUCCAACAUAAUUGGAAAUAAUUAUUUGUAUCUUCACCUGAUUGGAUGGGGGGUUCCUAUAAUUCUUACAAUAAUUGCAUUAGCUGCGAGAUCGAUUAUGUAUCAAUUUGCAACUUUAUGUUUAGUUCAACAAUCAAAAGCAAAUUUUAUAUUCUUUUAUCCAUUAGCUUCAAUUGUGGUCCCUAGUUUCCUUAUUCAUAUAGCUACGUUUUUUUACAUUGUAAAGAUUUCUAGAGAAGAAGAGAAGAAAAAAUCUGAUGAAACUUCAUCCACUGAAGAAUUCAGAUCAUCUCACAAACGACACGUCAUUCAAUUAGGUAACAUAUCAAAUGGUCCAACCAGAACUGAUUUUCUUUCUGAAUGGUUAUUAUGUAUUCAACAAGGCAAAGGUCAAAAUGCAUGUUCUGGAAUUGCAUCAAACUAUAUGCCACCUUUCUGGUUAAUAAUUGGCGCAGAGAUGUCAACAAGUUUUAUUGGAAUACAUUUGUUUUGUAUAUUUUCGAAUGCAACUCUUUGGAGAGAAUGGAAACAAUGGCUGAACGAAAAGAUUCCAUCAAGAAAGCAAAUAGAAGUACCAGAACAGUUUUUUGCUAUAUGA